AUGGCCAGUGAUACGUUGACGCGCACUCCGACCAGCCGCGUGCUGCAGGCUUUUCGCGCCAUUGGCAUUGUGGUUGCUGAUGUACCACUUGUGUGGUACGGGAUGGGCAAGGCGAGCUUCGCCACGGCGUCGCUGGGCAAGUCGUUCGUCGUGUACAAGUGCGACAAACUAACGCCUGUGCUCGUGUCGCCUCAGCUGCCGAAGCGCAUUGCGGCUCUGGCCGUGCAGCCCAAGAAGCACUUGACGUUUACGGCCUGUGGCCGUCAGAUCAUCGUCUGGAAGCGAGUCGAGCAGAUCAAGACGUUGCUGGGCCACAAAGGAGCUAUUCAGCAGCUCAUGACUGUGGGCACCAUUCUCUUUUCGCUGGACGACGCACGCAGUAUCAUCAUGUGGGACUUGGACACGAUGGAGAUCAUUGACACGCUGAGUUUCCCAGUACACUUUGAGCCCACGACAAUGCUGCACCCCGACACGUACUUGAACAAGAUCCUUGUGGGGUCGAAGCAAGGUUCGUUGCAGCUCUGGAACGUCCGCAAGAAACAGUGUGUGUUUGAGUUCACGGGAUGGGGCAGUGCAGUGACAGCGCUGGAACAGAGUCCUGCAGUGGACGUUGUGAGCAUCGGGCUGGCAGAUGGGCGACUGAUGGUGCACCACUUGCAGCUGGAUCGACGCGUGCUGGACUUCCGACAGGAUCAGCAAAGUGGCAUCACGGCCGCGUCUUUCAGAACAGAUGCAGGUGCUUCAACGACGCCUUUGGUGGUCUCGGGGUCGCGAUCGGGUGACAUUGCAGUGUGGAAUUUGCAAACCAAACGUCUCGAGUCGGUGAUUGCGAAUGCGCAUGACGGCGCUGUGAUGUCGCUGCAGUUCCUGGCCAACGAGCCGUUGUUGUUGUCUGCAGGGACCGAUAAUUCGAUCAAGUUGUGGAUUUUCGACCAAAUUAAUGGGGGUACAGCUCGACUGCUCAAGUCUCGUGAAGGUCACCGUGCGCCACCGACGCGCAUUCGCUACUACGGGAACAACACGCUUGCUACAAUGUCGGACGGUGCUGACGGCACAUGCUGCCAGAUCUUGUCGGCCGGUCAGGACCGCGCCUUCCGUGUCUUCCACACGGCGCGCGAGCAGCAGAGCAGGGAGCUAUCGCAGGGGCCAGUUCUCAAGAAAGCACGUAGUUUGAAUGUUCGCGUCGAUGACUUGAAGCUGCCGCCGAUUGUGCAGUUUGCUGCUAUGGAGACGCGAGCGCGCGAUUGGGCGAAUGUCAUUACGUGCCACGAAAACGAGAUUGCUGCUUACGUGUGGCGCUUUGAGCACCGCGCUAUUGGCAAGAAGGUGCUCCGACAGUUUGAUCCAUGCAACCGCGUUCCUUCGGGUAGCGCAGAGGAUCUACGCCGCAAAAAGACGCAGGCAACUAGCGUGACUAUCAGCUCGUGUGGCAACUACGCACUUGUCGGCAGCUCAGGCGGAGCUAUCUUCCAAUACAACAUGCAGUCCGGCGAAGCCCGUGGCUCGUUUCCGGUGGCACUGACGCCGAAGCCGAAGCUCAUUAGCUCGCUCGUGUUACCUGGAACAGAUCUGUCAGUGCUGCAAGACGACGAGCAGGACGAUACCGCUAUGGAUGCUCACGACGGACCCGUGAGCGCCGUCGCUGUUGAUGCGCUGAACGAGACCUUGGUUUCUGCCGGGAUUGACGGCAAACUGAAAUUUUGGGGUCUCAAAAAGCACGAAUUGCGUCAUGAAAUCAACGUGGACUCUCCUAUCAGCCAGAUGGAGUUGCACCGCGAUAGCAACUUGCUGUGCGUAGCGUGCGACGACCAGAUUCUUCGUCUAUUUGAUGUGACGACGUACAAACUUGUGCGCCGUUUUGCAGGACACUCACACGGCGUGACAGACAUGACUUUCAGCUCGGAUGCGCGGUGGCUUUUUUCAUCGUCUGCUGACGCAUCGUUGCGCGUGUGGGAUAUUCCAACGGGCAAGUGCGUCGAUUGGAUGCGAUUUCAGAAACCUGUGACUGGCUUAGCUGUAUCGCCUACAGGCGAGUUCCUUGCGACCACGCACGUGGGCCACGUUGGCAUUUUCUUGUGGGCCAAUCGCAGCUUUUUCACCGAAGUCUUUCUUGAUUCUGAGCCGACCACGCCUGUGCUGAUGGACAUGCCCGUGGCUUUGAACGAGGUCGACAACAGCGACCAUCUCGGCUUUGGCACUGAACGGAACCCUCGAGUUUUAGUGGCAAGCACUGACGAAGCGCGGCCAGAAAGCGUUGUAGAUACAAGAGGUAAAGAGAGCCCGGGGCCGCUCGAUGCUUCGCUCAUCACGUUGUCAACGGCCCCACGAGCAUUUUGGCAAACUCUCUUCAACCUCGAGCUUAUCAAGAAGCGCAACAAGCCUAUUGAGCCUCCCAAGGCACCGGAACAUGCUCCUUUUUUCCUUCAAACCGCGCGCAAGGACGACGUGCAUCCUACGUUUGUGCCUGUUGCACCCAAGUCCAAGGAGAGUGUUGUAAACAAAGAGGGCGAUGACGACACGAUGCUGGAAAACUGGGGUGCUCAGGAUGACGAUGCGGCAUGGGGUGAUGAUGAUGGCGAAGACCUGGAAGAGGACGCUGAAGUAGCUGCUCCAAGCUCGCGGAUUGUCAAAUCAGAAGGCAUGGUUACUUCCCGCUGCAAGCUGGCAACGUUGCUGGCAAAGUCGGUGCAAGAUGACGACUAUAGUGAUCACGCGGCCUCGCGCUUUGCUAAGGUGUCGGCGUACAUGCAGUCGCUCUCUGCGUCCGCAGUGGACGUCGAAAUGAGCACGCUGUGUAUGGGCGCCUUUGACGAGGAGGGCAAGAAGCUGUUGGCUUGUUUCCUGAUAUUCCUGCGCGAGGAAAUGCGUACUCGACGUGAUUUCCAGGUACUUCAAGCUUACCUCAAUCGAUUCUUGAAACUGCAUGAGGAGCUGCUCGUGGCGGACCCAGCGUUGUUAGCACAAGCAGAUGAGCUGGGAGGUGUGCAGCAGCAACAGUGGCAGCAUCUGCAGAAGCUACUGCACAACAAUUUGUGUCUGGUGCAGUACCUCAGCAAGAUUCAGAUGUAA
Messenger RNA from Hyaloperonospora brassicae, 3069 nucleotides. The record is from the annotation of a GenBank genome assembly. NCBI's taxonomy places the organism in Eukaryota, Oomycota, Peronosporomycetes, Peronosporales, Peronosporaceae.